AUCACCGCAGCAACCACAACCAGCAACACACACAGGGCAGCCAAGCGAAGCUCGCCGGAGAGAGAAGCGAAGAUGUCGGGCCGCGGCAAGGGAGGGAAGGGGCUGGGCAAGGGCGGAGCCAAGCGCCACCGGAAGGUGCUCCGCGACAACAUCCAGGGCAUCACCAAGCCGGCCAUCCGCCGUCUGGCGCGCAGGGGCGGCGUGAAGCGCAUCUCGGGGCUCAUCUACGAGGAGACCCGGGGCGUGCUCAAGAUCUUCUUGGAGAACGUCAUCCGCGACGCCGUCACCUACACGGAGCACGCCCGCCGCAAGACC
Messenger RNA from Triticum aestivum (bread wheat), 315 nucleotides. RefSeq names its product histone H4-like. The record is from RefSeq and is a predicted model, not a curated record. Gene Ontology annotation, molecular function: protein heterodimerization activity; structural constituent of chromatin; DNA binding. The annotation marks the transcript as partial. The transcript has a single exon. Gene Ontology annotation, cellular component: nucleosome. NCBI's taxonomy places the organism in Eukaryota, Viridiplantae, Streptophyta, Magnoliopsida, Poales, Poaceae.